Perkinsus marinus ATCC 50983 is the source of this 1446-nucleotide messenger RNA. RefSeq names its product MAPK2, putative. The coding region runs from base 1 to 1446 and encodes 481 amino acids. The record is from RefSeq and is a predicted model, not a curated record. Gene Ontology annotation, molecular function: ATP binding; MAP kinase activity. Gene Ontology annotation, cellular component: nucleus; cytoplasm. NCBI's taxonomy places the organism in Eukaryota, Perkinsozoa, Perkinsida, Perkinsidae. Gene Ontology annotation, biological process: protein phosphorylation; intracellular signal transduction. The transcript is spliced from 13 exons.
AUGUCUAGGGAUCCCAGAGGUGCUGCUCCCCCUCCUUCUGCUGGUGGUGCGGGAUACGAUAAUCGUACGGCUGCUAAGGCUCGGAUUCCAAAGGCUCAUCAAGACUGGAAAAUCCCUGAACAGUAUGAGAUUCGGCAGCUGAUCGGUACUGGCAGUUACGGGCACGUUUGUGAGGCUUAUGAUAAAUACAACCAGAGAAUUGUUGCUAUCAAGAAAAUUCACAGAGUAUUCGAAGACCUUAUCGACUGCAAAAGGAUCCUUAGGGAGAUCGCUAUACUCAAUAGGUUGGACCAUGAUCAUAUAAUAAAAAUGUUGGAUAUCUGCCCACCUGAUGAUCUCGAACAUUUUGAUGAACUCUACAUUGUUCUCGAGAUUGCCGAUAGUGAUUUCAAGAAGCUGUUCCGUACGCCGGUAUUCUUGACUGAACUUCACAUCAAGACUUUGCUAUAUAAUCUUCUGGUCGGAGUCAAGUACCUUCAUUCGGCUGGGAUACUUCACAGAGAUUUGAAACCUGCAAAUUGUCUAGUCAACCAGGACUGUUCGGUGAAGAUCUGCGACUUUGGAUUAUCGAGGGCUAUAGGGAUGGAAAAACAGCUGCACUUACAGCAGUUGCCUAAUACCCCAAGAGAGAUCGAUGCUGAGGACGGAACUGCUGGGGCUGCAUCGUCGCUCGCUGCUGGCCCGAUUGUCCCUCACACCCAAAACCUCAAGAGACAGCUUACUGGUCAUGUCGUCACGAGAUGGUAUCGAGCACCGGAGCUGAUACUAUUAGAGGAGAACUAUGGUGAAGCAAUAGAUGUUUGGAGUGUUGGUUGUAUCUUUGCUGAACUCCUAGGUAUGAUGAAGGAAAACGUCGCGUUCCCAUCGGAUAGAGGUCCGCUCUUCCCCGGUAGUAGCUGCUUCCCACUUUCCCCUGAUCACAAACAUGCUACUGAUUACAAGUUUCAUACUCGGGGUAACCGAGAUCAGCUGAAUAUGAUUUUCAAUAUUUUGGGCACACCGUCUGAUGAGGAUAUCGAAGAACUAGAGAAAGAAGAUGCUAAGAGGUACAUUAGAUGCUUUACGCGUCGCGACGGAACUGGCAUCAGGGAUAAAUUUAGGGGUUCUUCUCCUGAGGCAUUGGACAUCCUAGACCGCAUGCUCGUUUUCAACCCUCGUAAACGUAUUACCGUCGACGAGUGUCUCGAGCAUCCGUUCUUUAAGGGUAUUCGAGGAAUCGAGACCAUCGCGAAAGAUGAGGUCUUCCUUCAAUUCGAGCUCGAACCUGAGUUAGAUGAGAUGCAGCUUCGAAAAUACUUCGUCAUGGAGAUGCAAAAGUUCCACCCGGAUGUACGAUGUGACGAGGUUGUGGUAUUGGGUUAUAUCUGGUGGCGUAGGUUCCAAUGCCGGCUCGAUUCCAACGCAUCUAGAUUCGUUGGCCAUGUUGAUGAUGGAGGCGAUUAUUGA